AUGGCAAGAUCCGAUGGAACCGAUUUCGAGUUCGGGUAUGCCGAGUUCAGACACGGUUCCACCAAUACUCGACCCGGGAGCCCGGAUCUAAUCCCUAGACCACACCAAGAAGUCAACUCGAACCUCCCAACGACAACAACCACUCGAAACUCAUCCAAGCUGGCAUUCGUCCGACUCAAUCGAAACAAGAACGUCUAUCGGCGUACCAACAAACAGAUCAUCAUCGAUGUAGACUCAGACUCAGACUGCUCACCACCAACUCAUCCGCAAGAUGACCAGGAUCGAAAACCAACCACAAACCAUCACCAGACACCCAUCCACCAAACCACCACCAAAACCAUCAACCAACGAUCGGCUAUCAUCUCAAUCCACUCCUCCGAUCACACCCCAUCCAUCAUCUCAAUCGACUCUGACGACUCAGAAUCAAACCAUUCCAUCAUCCAUCAGCAUCAGCAGCAGUCCCCUCCCAAGAGGAAACCCUCGAAUUCAUACAACAAUGACUCGCCCCUUCAGUUCAAUCGAAGACUCACUCGGCCAUCCAAGCCUAAUCAGUCAACUAGUAGUACAGUCCAACAACCUACUCAAACAAUCAAACCCAAACCGCGUCACAGGGCCAUCUUUGUCAGAACUUUGCCCCAUUCACCAGUCGUAUUGAUCCCUAGGAUACCAAGAAAAGUAGCAUCUCGAAAACCAGUCCUGGAGCAGUCGCCGAUACAGCUGAAAACCACCCAGUCACCUACAAUCGAUCCUCCCUCUCCUCCUCCUCCUCCUCCUCCCCCUCUGGCCGAUGUACCGACCGUUCAACCACCUAUCGCGCUGGUUCCGCGCGUAGUUCGUGGUCGAAUCUCCAUGGUCACUGGUUCCGCCAGAAGAAGUCGUUUCCUGGAUUUACUGCAAUCUCAAAAACUUCCAUCUAGUCCACAACAACCUCCUCAGACCCCUCGCCAACUUGCGAUCCCACUCUCAUCCCACAAACUCUCAAAUCACUCUCCAUUGAUCUCUCAUCAUCAAAGCAAUAGAAGCCCUUACGUCAAUCGCACGACCAAUGAUGGUAUCCAAAGCCUUUUGAAGAUUUGUAAUCAGAAUCACGUCCUCAAUUUCACGACGACGGUCGAGAAUAUUGAGAAAAAGGCAGUCUCGAAUCGAUUAUCUAACCUCCGAACAAAGACCAAAGGAAGUUGGGAAAAGAUCGGCGAGGCAACCUACUCGGAAGUUUUCUGUUGGUCGCCCAAACAGCUUGGUAAUUUGUCAGAUAGUACUAGAGGAGACAACGAUAAGAAAUCUCUGGAAUCCAAAAUCGUCAUGAAGAUCAUCCCGAUCAAAAGGAAUAAGAAGUCAUACCUCAAGACCCAAACGACUACCACUACUACUAGCGUGAUCAAUGUGAACGGAGAUGAGAGUAUGUCGGCUGAGAUGGGUAACCAAUCUUUGGAAAAUGAGUUCCCACUGGAAACUGAUUGUUUGGACGCCGAGAAGGAAAUCAAAUUGGCUCAAUUGCUCGGAUCCAAAUCAAGUGAAGGAUUCAUCGAUUUCAAAGGUUGUUUUGUCGUUUCGGGUGAAUACCCCCGAGUCUUGUUAAGUGAAUGGGAUAAAUAUCGACGAAAGUUUCCAAAACAAGCUGAAAACCCGAGGCCAGGAAAAUUUUCGGUCACUCAGCUGUAUUGUUGCCUACUCUUUGCGCAUGCAGGUAGAGACCUUGAGGCUUCAAGUUUGAAUGGAUGGCAACAAGCUGCUAGCAUACUUGAACAAGUUGCUCGCGCUCUAAAUCAGGUCGAGGAUGAAUAUGAAUUUGAACAUCGAGAUUUGCACUGGGGAAACUUGCUGAUUCACUCAGUGAACCCCCCUCUUUUACAACAACCACCGCGCCAAGCAAAUCCGAUUUCGAACCCGAAAAAAAGUCGAGUGAAGAUCUCAGAGGAGGAUGUGAACGAAUUAACAAACUCGAUGGAUGGGAUCGGCUUAGAUAAACCACCAACAGCUAUUACGGACCCGUUGAGAGCAGAGAUGAGUGGUGUGGGAGUCUCGAUCAUUGAUUACGGCUUGUCGAGAGCAAAGAUCGUCCACAAGAAGACUGGCAAAAAUACUUACCCUGCAAAGACUAAGAGAGCUGCUGGUGACCACAAGGAUCAUGAGAUCCUUUGGACUGAUCCGGAUCUCGAUAUCUUUGGCGCGUCGGGUAGCGAUUAUCAAUUCGAUUGUUAUGAUUUAAUCAAUCUUACUCGGGAAAACAAGCCUUGGUCGGAGUUCAAUCCUAUCAGUAAUGUGAUUUGGCUGCAUUAUUUGACAAAGAAACUACUGGAAGAGAAGUCAAUUGCUAGACCGGAGUCUAUAGAUGCCACGACAAGCACUCAGAAAGAGCGACGGAAAACGACAACGACGCGGGCGAGAAGAACAACAGCAACAGCUAACCAGAAGACGAAAGGCAAGAAUGGACGAUAUAGCAGUCAUCCAUCGAACAAAGCUCUAGAUGGAAGUGAGGAUGAACAUCCGGAUGAAGAGGAAGAGAAGAAAAGAGGAGAACAGAAAUCGAGAAUCGAAGGUGAAUGUUACGAAUUACUUGUCGCUUCGCAACGGUUCUUGCACGACCUCAUCCAGCUCAAAGUCGAGCGGAUUCAUCAACGUUCUGAUCGAGACUCGGAGUCUCAAUCUAAGGUCGGCCAGGAAUCGAGGCAGAAAGCUAAGACGAUUCGCACGGAUCCUGUGGCCUCUUCGGUGAACAACCAUUCUGUGGCAGACCAUCAAGCAACCGAAAACGUGGCCUUGGUUCGCGAACUCUUGGAUCCUUCCUAUCCUUCUCAACCAGUCUUGAACAACAGCAACAACCCGGUCAAGCAUCCGCUUCUCGAAGAGGAUCGGAUCCUCAUGGACACUAUCGACCAGAGAUCUUUGCUCGUUAAUCCCAGCCUGUUGGAUCAGCUGGAUUCCUUCUCGCUUAAGAAAAAGAAAAAUCAAGCCAAAAACGCCGUCAUGUCGUCCCUUACUUCCCUCUUUUUGGACUGGUUUCUUGCUUAUAAAACUUGCGCUCUUUCUUGAGCUUAUGUCUAUAUAUAUAUUUAUUGAUUUAUUUAUGUAGUCUUCUGUAAGCGACUAAUUGCUCUUUUUUGACUUUAUUGGGUCACUUAUUUUUCCAAUUAUAUCCCGUUUUUUUCUUUUAUUGUUGUUGUUGUUGGAUUUUUUUUUGUAGGCGGGUUACUUAUAGGGGGUCGAAUUUUUUUUAGCCAGCUGAGGGUUCGCUGUGAGGUUUGGGGCCAUGGUUUGUGCUUUCUAAAGCACUUUUUUAUACGCUCUCAAGUUAACGGAAAAAUCCAGAGUGUAAUUCUCAGUAA
Molecule: messenger RNA, 3326 nt
Organism: Puccinia graminis f. sp. tritici CRL 75-36-700-3
Lineage: Eukaryota; Fungi; Basidiomycota; Pucciniomycetes; Pucciniales; Pucciniaceae
Product: haspin protein kinase
Exons: 6
Coding region: 1-3033 (1010 amino acids)
Biological process (GO): intracellular signal transduction; mitotic cell cycle
Cellular component (GO): cytoplasm; nucleus
Molecular function (GO): histone H3T3 kinase activity
Source: RefSeq, a predicted model, not a curated record